GUUAACAGUGUGUCUGUGUUGUCUCUAGGUGCUGACCUGCCUGGUCUGAUAGACCUUGAGUCCCUGUAUCGUGGUGUGGAGCAGAGUAUCAACCAGACCCGAGCCCAGAGACAGAGGAGACAGAGUCCAGAGAGAGCCUACAACAUCGAGGUCCUACUCGGGGUGGAUGACUCCGUGGUCCAAUUCCAUGGCAAGGAACACGUCCAGAAGUACCUGCUCACACUCAUGAACAUCGUGAAUGAGAUUUACCAUGACCCCUCUCUGGGAGCCAGGAUCAACGUGGUGCUAGUACGAAUCAUCAUGCUAGGCUAUGGGAAGUCUAUGAGUCUGAUAGAGUUGGGGAACCCGUCUCAGAGUCUGGAGAAUGUGUGUCGCUGGGCCUUCCUGCAGCAGAAACAGGAGACAGGAGAUGCAGAGUACCACGACCACGCUAUCUUCCUCACACGACAGGAGUUUGGGCCUACUGGCAUGCAGGGUUAUGCUCCAGUAACAGGGAUGUGUCACCCAGUGAGGAGCUGUACUCUGAACCAUGAGGAUGGCUUCUCUUCUGCCUUUGUGGUAGCACACGAGACGGGACAUGUGCUGGGUAUGGAGCACGACGGCCAGGGGAAUCGCUGUGGAGACGAGGUGCACAUGGGGAGCAUCAUGGCCCCGUUGGUCCAAGCUGCCUUCCACCGCUUCCAUUGGUCCCGCUGUAGCCAGCAGGAGCUGGGACGUUACCUACAAUCCUACGACUGUCUCCGUGACGACCCCUACGAACAUAACUGGCCAUCCCUGCCCAGACUUCCUGGUCUGCACUACUCCAUGAACGAACAGUGUCGCUUCGACUUCGGCGUGGGCUACGUAAUGUGUACCGCGUACCGGACGUUUGACCCCUGCAAACAGCUGUGGUGCAGCCACCCUGACAACCCCUUCUUCUGCAAGACCAAGAAAGGACCACCAAUCGACGGAACCAUGUGUGGGGACGGGAAGCACUGCUUCAAAGGUCACUGUAUCUGGCUGACCAAUGACAUGAUAAAGCAGGACGGUGGGUGGGGUGUGUGGAGCCAGUUUGGGUCCUGCACUCGUACCUGUGGAGGAGGGGUGCAGUUCAGAACCCGCAAAUGUGACAACCCCAGGCCUGCUAACGGAGGUCGUACCUGUCUGGGUGCUUACCAACAGUUCCAGCUGUGUAACAGCCAGGAGUGUGAGGAGCUGUACAGUGACUUCAGGGAGGAGCAGUGCCGUAGGUUGGACACCGAGUUUGAGUUCCACAACAACAAACACCACUGGCUUCCUUAUGAACACACCGAACCUAAGCAGCGCUGCCACCUCCAUUGCCAGUCCAAGGAGACCAGACACAAGAGCAACAUGCAGAGGCUGGUCCAAGACGGCACGCUCUGCUCAUAUAGAGACCCCUACAGCGUGUGUGUGCUUGGGGUUUGUGAGAAAGUGGGCUGUGACGGCGUGGUAGGGUCCUCCCAACAGGAAGAUAAGUGUGGCGUCUGUGGAGGAGACAACUCCAGCUGCAAGAUCAUCAAUGGCAACUUCACACGAAGUGCCAAGAAACAAGGUUUCCUCAAAGUACUUGAAAUUCCCAGAGGGGCCAGACACCUACUGAUCCAGGAGAUUAAGCCAACAGCCCACAUCCUAGCGGUGAAGAACCAGGCUUCAGGACAGUUUUUUCUGAACGCGGAGGGAGACCUCCCAGAAUCCCGUGCGGUCAUAGAAAAGGGCGUGGAGUGGGAGUAUGUGAAUAAUGGCCACGACAAGGAGACACUACAGACGAAUGGACCGCUCAGACACGGGGUCCUAAUCAUGGUGCAGUCCCAUGGAGAUGCCAAGGUGACCUUGUCCUAUAAGUACAUCAUCCACAUGGACCUUCUCUCUGCCAUAGAGAACAACAUGCUGCUGGAUGACACCUCCUUCUACGAGUGGGCCCUGAAGAAAUGGUCCUACUGCUCCAAGCCCUGUGGGGGAGGUAAGCAGUAUACCCGGUACGGAUGUAGAAGGAGAGCAGACAGUAAGAUGGUCCACCGACGCUACUGUGAGAACAUCAAGAAGCUUCGCGCCAUCAGCAGAGACUGCAACCAGAAGGAGUGCUCCCAGCCCAUCUGGGAGGAUGGUCCUUGGGAGCCGUGCAGUAAGACGUGUGGUAAAACGGGGUACCAGAUGAGAUCUGUUCGCUGUGUCCAGCCCUUAGACAACGGCAACAAGCGCUCCAUCCACAGCAAGUACUGCAACGAUGACCGUCCUGAGGCACGCAGACCAUGUAACAGAGAGCUCUGCCCUGCACAGUGGAGAGUAGGGUCCUGGACACAGUGUUCCGUGACGUGUGCCAAUGGGACACAGCAGAGGCAGGCGUUGUGUCACACGCGUGACAACACCAUCGGUCUGUGUCUGGACAGCAAGCCAGACACCAUACGCAUAUGUCGCCUGAUGCCCUGUCCCAGAGGCUCGUCAGACCUGAAUAAGAACGGCAACAUCCUGAUACAGUGGCUGUCCCGUCCAGACCCAGACUUGCCCUACCAGAGGAACACUUCACGCAAGCAGCGUUGUCAUGGAGACAGGUCAGUGUUCUGUCGCAUGGAGGUGCUGAUCCGCUACUGCACUCUGCCUGACUACAAGCGCAUGUGCUGCAAAUCCUGCAGCAAUGUGACGGACAGCAGCCUGAGCACCACCGCCCCUCCCCGGGUCACAGCUGUCCCCCUGCCUCGCCCCCGGCCUCUGCCUCAGCCCAAGGACAACAACAUCCCCUUUCAGGGAACAGUUCAUCCAAGAAGUACAACACAUAUACCUUAUACUACGCCACGCCCAAUGAGCACCACAGACACUUAUACAACACCCCAAACAUACUACACUACAUACCCCAUCCCCAUGACCCCAGAGCGCAGUGUGACCCCCAGAGACACAACCAGGAAGUACCCCUCAUUCACCCUCUCCACCAGCACCAGCAUAUACACUACAACUCCAAGCAGCCCUUUCACUGAUAUCACCUUUGUCAGCAACGACACCACAGGUGCAUCAACCACAAUUCCCGGUAGCCUAUUCUCCAUGGAUGAUGUCAUAAAGCCAACUGAAACCAACUACUUUGAGGAUGUCACAUCGCCCAGUGGACCUGUCCCAUACACUGAUGUCACAAUGCUCAGUGGAACUACUGUCCCCAGCGAUGACAUCAUAGAUAUGACCACCCCUGAUUGGCCUGAUUGCACAGAGUACAUAUCUGUGAGGGCCACUGUUCCCAUAACAGAGCAAACGACUGCCCUGCCUCCCACAACAACCAUCGCCACAAUGACAACAAAAACCAAAAAACCCACAUGGCCACCAAGCCGCCAGGAGGAGACCAGAGAGAACAACUCCAUCGAUGAUCCCUACAACCGGGUCAUAGGAGUGGACAACGACAUCUCCCAAAACAACUUGAUCCCCAGACGAAGCCGUGUGUUCCUCAGGGAGAGAACACGGAACAAACGCAUCCAGGAACUCCUGGAGGAGAAGAGGAACUUUCUGUUGAGGAUGAAGCGGGCCCACAGGGGCACUGUGUGAUUACCUUUGACCCUUCCCUUCCCCUUUCUCUUAUAGAGAUUUACCUACGUCUGCUAACAGACUGGAGUUAUUAUUUAACCCUUAACCUGCCUUGGUGCUCUCUAUCAGGCAAAGACCCACCACACACCCAGAGCCACGGUACAGACAUACCACCCUGUUGUUUUACACACACACACCAGCCAGCCACACGGCAAACUGAACUAUGUGGAGAGAGAACCAAAGCCAGAUGUUUGCACAGUUGUUUUGGUCUUGUUGUACGGCUGAGAGUAGAGCCAGAUGAGAUUUGGACCGUACAUCCUCCUGGACCCGUACCACAACAGGGGGAACUUUUAUCUCUCCAAACCUCCCCCAGUGUGCUUAGGUUUCAGAGCAAGGCAAAUACAGUAAAGGUGUAUUCUCUUUCAUAAGCAGCACAUACCUGGAUAAGCUCAGGUUGUGAAACGUUGGACUUUCAGGACAUUCAUGUUGAUAGAGCUCAAAGUAGAUUUUAUUUAUUCUAUUUAAAUGAAGUCUUAUUCCCAAGCACCAUGCCAGGACCUAGGUAAGCUUGCUCAUCCCAAACAAGUCUAACAUUCCAUGUUAGAUUAUAGAUUAUGUGCUGUAAAGGGAAUAGACUAGGGUUGAUUGCCGAGGUUUACCGGGAUAUACCGCUCAAAACCACUCCCUUUUCUCUGGAUAAAUAACUGCAAGAAACCUGUAAAUCAUAAUAAAUGAUUCAUAUGGACAGCAUGGCAUGAAAUGGAACUAUUACAUUAUAUGCCAUGUCUAAAUCUGGCUUCUCUACAGCCUCUGCAUAAUGAAUCAACGCUCAGGGUGGGGACAGACCCAUCUCAGUGUGGAGCGCAGUUCACAAUGCAUGUACACCUAUCAUCUCAUUAUGGUAACUUGUGACAGGUAGGCCUACAUUUGCUACAGCCUAGCCUAUGCUACAGUAAAAUAAAGACCGAAUGCGUGUCUCAUUUAUCCAUCUCCA
Messenger RNA from Oncorhynchus kisutch (coho salmon), 4495 nucleotides. Its product is annotated as A disintegrin and metalloproteinase with thrombospondin motifs 2-like. The coding region runs from base 226 to 3522 and encodes 1098 amino acids. The transcript has 19 exons. Gene Ontology annotation, biological process: extracellular matrix organization; proteolysis. Gene Ontology annotation, molecular function: metalloendopeptidase activity. Lineage: Eukaryota; Metazoa; Chordata; Actinopteri; Salmoniformes; Salmonidae. Gene Ontology annotation, cellular component: extracellular matrix. The record is from RefSeq and is a predicted model, not a curated record.